Molecule: messenger RNA, 1113 nt
Organism: Osmia bicornis bicornis
Lineage: Eukaryota; Metazoa; Arthropoda; Insecta; Hymenoptera; Megachilidae
Product: cyclin-dependent kinase 2-interacting protein-like
Exons: 6
Coding region: 450-1010 (186 amino acids)
Source: RefSeq, a predicted model, not a curated record
UUUAAAAUCUAAUUUUGUAUGAAAGGACAGUCACUUUUUUGUAUAUUAAUAUUUCGCAUGCUUGUUCGUUGCUUUUAAAUUACGCGCAUCUAAUUUUAAAUUCAAUUUUACCGCAUAAGUGUACCAUUGCGCCAUCUGCAUGAUAUACUUUCAACAUUUUUUAAAUACAAGGCAAAUUCUCUGCAAUUAUCGUAAAAAUUUAAAAGAAAACACGAUCGAUUGUAUAUUUUACAUGUCUAAUACAAUCAGAUUAUAUUUAAAAUGUUGUAAUAUUUUGUGUUAUUCUUAUAAUUAAUGUCUUCAUAAGCGGAUUGUUUAGAAGCACUAUUGUCAUUGGUUGCUUCUCCAUAAUACUUUAUUUCAUAAUAAAUAACCAGUAAGAUGGUAUUUCGAACCUUUUGUAAAUAUAUUAUUGUGAUAUUAACAAGAAAGAGGUUUGUACAGGCAUAAUGAAUAAAGAACAAUUUUCACCUGUCAGUAAAAUUUCAUCUCCAAAAUCAACACAAGGAAGAAACUUAACAGGUUCUGUUCGUCAUAUACGAGAUUUAGCUGCAGAUAUUCAUGGAAAUAUACAAAACUGGAAUACAUUUCAUUUACAAGGAGUAACAUUAUUAAAAAACAUAUCUCAGCUAAAACAAGAUGAAUCGUAUUCUCAAACUCUACAAGAAUUAUGCAAUAAAUUGGAAGAUGUUUGUGAUGCACUGGAUAAUACUGUGAAGAGUCUAGGUGAUAUUGCGUAUCAAAUAAAAGUAACAGCAUCUUUAGAAACACCCAAGGAUAAGCUAUUUGUAACAUGGCCAAAUAUAAAAUUUGAACAAGUAGCAGAAUUAAUAUACAACACAUACUAUCAAGAAGCAAAGAUAAAACGUAAAAUUUUGGAAGAUGUAGCUCAUUAUUACACAGAAUCUUGGAAAAUGUUGUUUCUUGCUACCUGGGUGCAUCAACCAUUAGUACCAGAAAAUUUGACAACAUCUUUGGAAUCAUUAUUGAUAGAAACUGGGCAUAGAUAAUUAUUGUUGGUAUUUAUUUGGGAAUCGGUGGUGGCUUAGGUGGUAACAAGGAAGAAGGUCUAACAGCACUUUUUUUCGGUCUGCCUCUUUUUCCACCACGGCU